CGCGCGCGAUGGAGGCGGCGUUCGACGCCUACUUCCGCGCGGCGGAUCUGGACCGCGACGGCCGGAUCAGCGGCCAGGAGGCCGUCGCCUUCUUCAAGGGCUCCGGCCUCCCGCAGCCCGUCCUAGCCCAGGUCUGGACGUAUGCUGAUAAGAACCGGACUGGAUUCCUUGGGCGUGAAGAUUUCUACAAUUCGCUCAAACUAGUUACGGUUGCGCAGAGUGGCCGGCAGUUGACGCCGGACAUUGUGAAGUCAGCGCUAUUCGGUCCUGCUGCUGCGAAAAUUCCUGCUCCCCGUAUAAAUGUCCCCACCGUAGCUCCUCCGACGAACAGUGUUGGUGCGCCCCUGCAGGCCGCUCAGGCACCAGGUCCUCGUCAACAGAAUCCAGUUAUAAAUGGAUCGCAGGGAGCAUCGCUGAACCCACAAGUCCCCCAACCGGGUAAUCUUGUUAGGCCGCCGCAACCUCCAAAUGCAAACGCUCCCCCUGCUCAGGGAACUGCUCCAAGGCCACCCGUAGGAGGUGGUCUAAGUGGGCUAAACCAGACUAGUUCAACAACAGCAAAUCUAUCAACCGACUGGUUCAGUGGCAAGAAAAGUGCAAGUCCAUUAGGCAUGACUUCGCAAGCUCCAGUUAGAGGCGCUUCUCCACCAGUGAACCUUGGUACCGUGGGAAUACCAACACAGAGUUCAACUCCGGCAGCUCCUACACCGGUUAUUACAACAUCUGUGAAGGCAAAUCCAGCCGAUCUAAACCUUCUGUCUCAACCAGCUGUUAAUGACGCCAAGGCAUUGGUUCCCUUAGGGAAUGGAACGUCCUCUAACUCAAGCUUUGGGGUUGAUCCUUUCUCUGCAACUCCGCAACCAACGCAAAAUUCAUCUUUCCCCCAUGUUGUUUCAAAUGGAUUGCCCAGUUCUACUGCCCUUGGCCCGGCUGCUGGACCUCAUCACCCCCCUAAGCCAGUGCAGCCUGGUCCUGUGCAGGGUUUAGCGUCGCUGCCUUCUCAUACUGGCCAGGUGCCACCAAGCCAGCUAGCUCCUAAGCAAAACCAGCUUAAUAGUGUACCAAACAGUCGAGGACCAUUGAACACUAACAUCCCUGGUGGACAAGUUCCUACAAAUCCAAAACAGUUUCAGGCCCCAUGGCCCAAGAUCACUCAAGCAGAUGUCAGGAAAUAUAUGAUUGUAUUUAUUAAGGUAGACAGGGAUCGAGAUGGGAAGAUCACUGGUGAAGAGGCAAGGAAUCUGUUUUUAAGUUGGAGGUUGCCAAGAGAGAUCUUAAGGAAGGUGUGGGAUUUGUCCGACCAGGAUAAGGAUGGGAUGCUGUCUUUCAAGGAAUUUUGUUUUGCUGUGUACCUAAUGGAGAGGUUCCGAGAGCAGCGCCCACUUCCUGAUGUAUUACCAGAUGGUAUUUGGGCAGAGGGAAUUUCACUGCCCUCUACUGGCCAAUUUGCAGAAAACCCUAGUGGCCCGGUUACCCAUCCAAGUGCAGGGUUUGCCAGUAGAGCAAUGCAAGGACCACAUCCUGGAAUGCCUCCUUCAUCUAUGAAGCCACCACCUCGAAGGCCUCUACAUUUUGAUGAUGUUGAUGCGGCGCAGGCUGAACAACAAAAACCCAAGGUCCCAGCAUUGGAGAAACAUCUGGUUGGCCAGCUUAGCAAGGAGGAACAAAAUGCACUCGAAGCGAAGUUUAAGGAAGCUUCAGAUGCUGAUAAAAAGGUUCAAGAGUUGGAAAAGGAAAUACUGGAUUCUAGGGAGAAGACUGAAUUCUUUCGCACCAAGAUGCAGGAGCUGAUUCUUUACAAGAGUAGGUGUGAUAACAGGUUUAACGAAGUCUCAGAAAGUAUGUCUGCUGAUAAGCGUGAGGUUGAAUCCCUCACAGCGAAAUAUGAUGAGAGAUGCAAGAAGGUUGGAGACGUUGCAUCCAAACUAUCAAUGGACGAGGCCACUUUCCGUGAGAUCCAGGGAAAGAAAUUGGAAAUAUAUAAUUCUAUUGUAAAGCUGCAAAAAGGGGAUGGAGAUGAUGAGAAGCUUCAGGAGCGGGCUAAUCAGAUACAAUCUGAACUCAAUGAGCUCGUGAAAUCUUUGAAUGAACAGUGCAAGAGAUAUGGAUUGAGAGCUAAACCAACUACUUUAGUGGAGCUUCCUUUCGGUUGGCAACCUGGAAUACAGGAGGCAGCUGCUGUUUGGGAUGAAGAAUGGGACAGAUUUGCAGAUGAUGGGUUCUCUAUAAUAAAGGAACUCACAGUCGAAGUGGAGCCUCCUCCUGUACAAGAAAGUCAUCCUGCUGUUGAAGAUGGCAAAGUGUCUAGCAAUGGGGCAUCAACAGAGAAAGAAGACAACAAGAGUGAUAAAACUGUUGCCGAGCAGACAAUAGAACCUGAAGUGUCUGGUUCAGACAGCAAAUCAGAAUUAGCAAAAGCACAUCCAGUUAGUCCUGCAAAGCAUAGUGAUGAACCUGAUAAAAAGCAAUCAGUAACGAAUGACGACUCACCACGUAGUACCAGUGACCGUGGAGCAUCUGAUUCCCCUGUUCAUGGAGAUAAAGCCAACAACAGACAUUCUUGGGGUCCAUCAUUUGAUCAUGGUGAUGAUAAUGACUCCCUCUGGAACUUUGAUUCUAAGGAUGGUCAGAAUGGUGAUUCAGAUCUAUUCUUUGGGCCACAAGGACUCCCCCCGAUAAGGACAGGGGGUUCCGCAUCUACUAGUGCUUUUGGCAAGGAGCAGAAACCGAUGUUUGAUUCUGUCCCAGGCACUCCAGUGGAAAAGCCGUUCUUUGAUUCUGUCCCAGGCACACCACUGCAGAAAUCCGUCUUUGAUUAUUCCGUCCCUAGCACACCGAUGCAGAAUUCACUCUUUGACUAUUCUGUUCCAAGCACACCGAUGCAGAAGUCACUCUUCGAUUCUUCUGUUCCAAGCACACCGAUGCAGCGGUCACUCUUCGACUCUUCUGUCCCCAGCACACCGAUGCAGAAAUCAGCCUUUGAUUCCAUUCCAAGCACACCGAUGCAGAAUUCAUUCUACGACUCCUUCCCGAGCACCCCGAUGCAGGGUUCGCUCUUUGAUUCUGGCCCAGGCAGAGCAGAAUCACCUACCGCUGGCAGCACCUAUGGGAGCGGCCAGCAGAGGGGAUUCUUUGACUCUUCGGUCCCAAGCACGCCGAUGUACAACAACUCUAGCUUCUCGCCGAGGUACAGCGAAGCAGGGGACGACAGCUUCUCCCAGCUGGACGCCUUCGGCGCCAAAGACAACAGUUCGUUUGGGCAGCGUGACAGCUUCUCAAGAUUCGAUUCCUUUGGGAGCAGUGCUGAGCUAGGUGGUGGCAAGGAUGCCUUUGGCGCCAAGGACAACAAUUCGUUCGGUCAGCGCGACAGCUUCUCGAGGUUUGAUUCCUUCGGGAGCAGCGCUGAGCUCGGUGGCAACAACAGCAGUGACGCCUUCGGGAGGUUCGAUUCCUUCCGCAGCAACGCCGAUCAGGGCAGCGGCAGCAGCUUCAUGAGGUACGACUCCAUGAGCAGUAACGCCGACCACGACAGAAGCAACACAUUCGCGCGGUUUGACUCGAUGAAGAGCACCACGGACUCCUCCCACGACAGGGGCUACUCCUUUGACGACGACGACCCUUUUGGCACCGGGCCGUUCAAGCCAUCGUCGAAGACCUCGGAGACGACCUCCAGCCCGACGAGACACGGGACCGACAGCUGGAGUGCGUUCUGACAGGCAGCUGGUGUUGUUCUAUAGGAGAGGUCAGUCAUGAUUGUGUCUUGCGCACCUUACUGCAGAUAUAUAUGUAUACACGUGCUACAAGGGCGAGACGUUUUUUGCCUGGCAGGGUGGCUUGUUUGUGUGUUUGCUUUUGUACCUAGGGUCGGAUGUUGAGUUGCACAUGCUUGGUCAGAUGGUUCGUAUAAGCAUUCUUUAUACCUUGUAUUGUACAAGUUGUCCGUCAGCCUCUGAUGGACUGGGAAUUUGAUGAGCUUUCUGCUUGUAACUCGGAGCUUGUACAUUCUUUUUUUUUCUGUACAUGUAUGUGCUCUUUAUCAGGAACUUGGUUAUUGAGAACCAAAAUGUCUGGAAAUUCGAUGACCUUUGUUGUUCA
Molecule: messenger RNA, 4095 nt
Organism: Lolium rigidum
Lineage: Eukaryota; Viridiplantae; Streptophyta; Magnoliopsida; Poales; Poaceae
Product: epidermal growth factor receptor substrate 15-like
Exons: 13
Coding region: 9-3713 (1234 amino acids)
Biological process (GO): endocytosis; endosomal transport
Cellular component (GO): intracellular membrane-bounded organelle; cytoplasm; plasma membrane
Molecular function (GO): protein binding; calcium ion binding
Source: RefSeq, a predicted model, not a curated record